Gossypium raimondii (Peruvian cotton) is the source of this 2331-nucleotide messenger RNA. RefSeq lists its product as hypothetical. The record is from RefSeq and is a predicted model, not a curated record. Bases 412 to 2181 code for a protein of 589 amino acids. Lineage: Eukaryota; Viridiplantae; Streptophyta; Magnoliopsida; Malvales; Malvaceae. The transcript is spliced from 11 exons.
AAGGGGCAUGUGAGUGUUGUCGGGUUUAUGAAACUCCCGCCUGAAAAGCGGAGAAGAGGAGGGGCAUAUGAAUAUGAUAGAUCCCACAUUUGCAGCAGCUGUUGAACUGGGGUCGCUUUAUUCAUGCUUGUUAUUGUUAACUCUUAAUGUUUAGUAUUUUUUACACCCCAAAAUCCCAUCCCUUAGACCCCACUUUCUCUUUGUAGUUUGUCCCUUUUCUUUGAUUCUUGCACUUGAAAACAAUUCCUUGUUUUUCCUUUUCUUGAAAAGGCUGGUCUUUUCUUUGUGGAGUGGAGGUAUUAGAUUCCUAUGGUGUCAGCAUUGCUAGAAGAAGACAUGAACCAAUAAAUUUACUUGCUUUGCUUGCAUCUGGGGGGUUUCAUUUGAUAUUUUUUUCCCUUUUCUGGAGUGAUGCUUUGUCUAAAGGCUGAAGCUUUGGAAGAAGACCAUCGUAUUCAUCCUCAAAAUCUUGAUAGUAAUUGCAGUGAUGAGAGUGGAGAUUGCAAUGGUGGUAAUAGUGGGGGUUUUGUUUUACCAAUCAAGUGGGCAAGCUCUAUUAAUAGGUAUUUGCAAUGGAAAAGCGGCAAGGUUUGGAGCAGGUCGUUUUUGGCUCCGGACGACUCUUCUUCUGAGUUGGAGGAGGAUGCUAAGCCCCAGGAAAUGAGCGGACAAGAGAAAAGUAAGCAGAUGUGUCAUUAUAGACACCAGCUUGAAGAAGAAGUUAAAAAGUUGCAGCAGCAGUUGCAGGAAGAGACUGAUUUGCACUUAGCUCUAGCAAGUGCGGUCGAACACUCUGGUUCACAUUCACCUAAUUCUCCCAGCAAGCUUCCGUAUAAGGCCCUGGAGCUUUUAGAUAGCAUAGCUGUUCUGGAGAUCUCAGUGUCAAAGCUUGAGCAGGAAAUUCUUUCUUUACAAUAUCAGCUCAGUCAGGAGAGGAAUGAACGACGUCUUGCUGAGUACCAUUUAAAGCAUUCUCCAUGUCCGACAACAUUACUUUUCAAUUGCUCUCUGGCUCACUUAACAGAACCAAUUACGACGCCUUGCAAUGAAGAGGAAGCAGAAGAAAACGUGGAUGAUGUAUGUCUAUCAGAGGCUGCUAUUGAUAACAUUUAUAUUGUGGAGAACCUUUGGCAUCAUCCCAAUCAGCUAUCCGAAGAAAUGGUCCUGCGCAUGAGAGAUAUUUUCCUCUUCUUAGCAGAUUCAUCAAAGCUUUAUUCUUCAGAUCAUUUGGUGUCACCAGCUUCACCUCACUGUCCCCUUGCCAAUUUUUUGGCAUCUUUCUUGGACUCACCUAUAGUGACUUCCUUAGUAAAGAGUCCCUCAGUAGGUGGAGCAUCUGAUCCAUAUGGAGUCUCUGGCCAAGUCGACUGGAAAUGUAAUAUUGGGACCUACAGCACAGCAGUUGAAGUCUCAUGUUUGUCUGUUGGAAAGAAAGAACUCGAAUAUGCCACAAUGGCUCUAAAAAGAUUCAGAUUGCUUGUUGAGCAGUUGGCUGAAGUGGAUCCAUCUCAAAUGAGUUGCAACGAAAAGCUGGCAUUUUGGAUUAACCUGUAUCAUGCUCUGAUUAUGCAUGCAUGUUUAGCAUAUGGAGUUCCGAGAAACAUUAACAAACUAUUUUCCUUAAUGCAGAAGGCUUCCUAUACUGUUGGAGGACUAUCAGUGAGUGCAGCAGUCAUUGAAUGCACUAUUCUAAAAAUGAACCCUGCUACUUAUCGUCCACAAAUUGCUGCAGCUGUUGCACUUCAAAAAUUCAACUCUUCUAACGAGCAGAAAAAGUAUACAGUUGAUCAUGCAGAGCCUCUUCUAUAUUUUGCUUUAAGUUGUGGGCUACAUUCUUCGCCGGCGGUGAGGAUUUUCAGCCCUCAAAAUGUGAAUGAGUUGCUGAAAAGGUCAAUGAAAGAUUACAUUCAGGCAACUGUUGGUAUAAGUAACAAAGGGAAAGUACUGGUGCCUAAAUUGCUGCAUUGUUUUGCCAAAGGAGUUAUCGAAGACUCGCUUUUACCUGAUUGGAUUUGUCGAUUCUUGACACCGCAGCAAGCUUCCAUGGUUAAAGACUGCUUAUCUCGUAAUAAGUGGAAGCUUCUUGGUGCUAGGAGCUUCUGUGUUCUACCCUUUGAUUCUAGGUUUCGAUUUCUCUUCCUAUUGGAUGAUGAUGGGAACUCCCUUUCCUCUACAUCAUAAGACCAACUAUGCUUCGUUUUUUAACUACAAAAGUAGGCAGGCAAUUCUUCAGCACAAGGGCUGUUUCCAUGUUAUCUACUGCCUUGUAAAUUGAUCUCAUUGUAUGGUAGUUAUGCAUGGGAAAAAAUUCAAGCCAAGGUUCCUUUUUUU